GUCCCCGCAGCGGAGAUCGCGGACGCGGGACCGAGCCCCUCCGACGCCCAGCAUGGACCUGGAAACCAAAAUGAAGAAGAUGGGCUUGGGUCAUGAACAAGGAUUUGGAGCCCCGUGUCUAAGAUGCAAAGAGAACUGUGAAGGCUUUGAACUGCACUUCUGGAGAAAAAUAUGCCGUAACUGCAAAUGUGGGCAAGAAGAACAUGAUGUCCUCUUGAGCACUGAGGAGGAUCGGAAAGUGGGAAGACUCUUUGAAGACACCAAGUACACCACCCUGAUUGCCAAGCUGAAGUCAGAUGGAAUUCCCAUGUAUAAACGCAAUGUUAUGAUAUUGACCAAUCCAGUUGCUGCCAAGAAGAAUGUCUCCAUCAACACUGUUACCUAUGAGUGGGCUCCCCCCGUCCAGAACCAGGCAUUGGCCAGACAGUACAUGCAGAUGCUGCCAAAGGAGAAGCAGCCAGUGGCAGGCUCAGAGGGGGCGCAGUACCGGAAGAAGCAGCUCGCCAAGCAGCUCCCUGCACAUGACCAGGACCCUUCGAAGUGCCACGAGUUGUCGCCCAAAGAGGUGAAGGAGAUGGAGCAGUUUGUGAAGAAAUACAAGAGCGAGGCUCUGGGAGUGGGUGACGUGAAGCUCCCCUCUGAGAUGAAUGCUCAGGGGGACAAGAUGCACAGCCCUGCUGGGGACAGAAACACUCCAGCAGCUGUGGUCUCCAAGGACAAGUCUGCUGAGCCCAAGAAGACACAAUAUUCCUGUUACUGCUGCAGACUGGCCAUGAAGGAAGGAGACCCAGCCAUCUAUGCGGAAAGGGCCGGCUACGAUAAACUCUGGCACCCGGCUUGUUUCAUCUGUAGCAUCUGUGGUGAACUCCUGGUCGACAUGAUCUACUUCUGGAAGAAUGGGAAGCUGUACUGCGGCAGACAUUACUGUGACAGUGAGAAGCCCCGCUGUGCUGGCUGUGAUGAGCUGAUAUUCAGCAAUGAGUACACCCAAGCAGAGAACCAGAACUGGCACCUGAAGCACUUUUGCUGCUUUGACUGUGACAACAUCCUGGCAGGAGAAAUAUACGUGAUGGUCAACAACAAACCUGUGUGCAAGCCUUGCUAUGUGAAGAACCAUGCUGUGGUGUGUCAAGGAUGCCACAACGCCAUCGACCCGGAAGUGCAGAGAGUGACCUACAAUAACUUCAGCUGGCAUGCAUCCACAGAGUGCUUCCUAUGUUCCUGCUGCAGCAAGUGUCUUAUCGGGCAGAAGUUCAUGCCCGUCGAAGGGAUGGUUUUCUGUUCCAUGGAGUGUAAGAAGAUGAUGUCCUAGGAGGAGAGCACUGAGCAGUCUUGAGCCAUAGCUGUCCAAAGUGGCCUGCAUUUCACAAUAAAAUGCAAUUCAAAAACAAUAAUAAUAAAAGGAAAAAAAACUAUAGAGCAAACCAGAAGAUUUUGUCCAAAAUUUUCCUUUUUUUUAACCUUAUGAAUUUUGUCUGUCUUAAUUUUAAAUUACUGCCUUAAGCAUGUGAUUUAAAAAAAAUAAUAAUAAAACAGUAAAGAAUUGUAGCUUUUAUUUCCACACAUGAAAUCUUUGAGCUGGAAGCUUGAAUUUAAUCAAUCUUUGUAAUUGCCUACCCCUAGUGCCAAAUUAUAUAUAUAUAGUCACUUAAAAGUUAGUGUCCUGGGACAGAUGAACAUUUUGACUCCUAUACUGUGAUUCACAUGGAAAAUGUAGAGGAAAUGAAUUAGAUGUUGCCUGGUGCGACACUCCACACUUAGCCUGUCUCAUGGAACUGUGGGAUGAUGCUCAGUGAGGUCCUUCUGGCCGACACUCAUGUGGUCAUAGUGGGUGUUCCGAUGCCGAAACCUUCGCAUCUCCUCCUUGAGACAAAGGGGACUCUUUCUUACUGCAUUUCGUUGUAUUUACUUUACCUCUCCGAGUUCUCUUUUGUCAUCUAGUGACUUCCAUUUAUGGCCUUGAAUAUUUUAUAUGUAUGUGGUGAAACAAUAUGUGCACUUUCCCCUUAGAGAUUUUUUUUUUUUUUUUUU
Messenger RNA from Peromyscus leucopus (white-footed mouse), 2031 nucleotides. It is a transcript of the gene Tes, whose product is annotated as testin LIM domain protein. Bases 53 to 1312 code for a protein of 419 amino acids. NCBI's taxonomy places the organism in Eukaryota, Metazoa, Chordata, Mammalia, Rodentia, Cricetidae. Gene Ontology annotation, molecular function: zinc ion binding. The record is from RefSeq and is a predicted model, not a curated record. The transcript is spliced from 7 exons.